This is a messenger RNA of Cryptomeria japonica (Japanese cedar), 549 nucleotides long. RefSeq lists its product as uncharacterized. The transcript has a single exon. NCBI's taxonomy places the organism in Eukaryota, Viridiplantae, Streptophyta, Pinopsida, Cupressales, Cupressaceae. Bases 1 to 549 code for a protein of 182 amino acids. The record is from RefSeq and is a predicted model, not a curated record.
AUGGGCACUGCUCUAUCUUCCUCUUCUUUCCCCAAAAAUCAUCCCACUGCAAAGUUAAUACUGGACGAUGGUGCGCUUCGAGAAUAUGAACAUCCAGUGAAGGUAGCUCAAGUUUUAAACAAAAGGGAAAGGGAAGCCUUCUUCAUCUGCCUCUCUGACUCCAUCAAUUUUGACGAGUGUUCAGCUCCUCUUCCUGCACACCACGAAUUGCAGCUGGAUCGCCUCUAUUUUCUCCUUCCACUGACAAAAUUGAAAUACCCUUUACUGCCUUCUGAGAUGGUAGCCAUGGACUUAAAAGCAGCUGAGGCCUUGCAAUCAAAACAGAACAAGCACAACAGUCGCAAAAAACGCCGAGGUCCUAAAGUGGUGGAGCAGGAAAUGGAUGAACGCCAAAUUCAGAAAUCAGAUUGUUAUCAUUUUAAUGAAUUUACAAUUUCGGCCGUGGAGUCGAAGCGCACAACAUCGACAGGGAUUAAGUUCUUCCGCAACAAGCAUAACCAGUCAUGGACAACUAAACUUGCCCCAAUACCCGAGACCUUCGCUUAUUGA